UGGUAGAUUCAGUUCCAACCGACCCAAGAUUUGUACAUGCCACUGUUGUGGUUAACAAUAAUUUAUAUGUUAUGGGUGGUUUUUCUAAUCAUCUACCAUCAAAAGAAUUUUUUUCUCUUGAUUUAUCACAAGAAUUUGAUGCAACAACUCCACCAUGGAAGGAUUUAACUGAAACUUCACCAUUGCCAGUAUUAUCAGCAUGGGCUAAAGCUAGUUCCAACACUAAUAAUGAUACAAUAUUUUUGUUUGGUGGUAUUAUGCUUGAUACUGCAACUGGUGAAUUGAAUUUGAAAAAUGUGGUUUACACUUAUGAUUUUAAAAGCAACCAAUGGUUAGUAAAUCCACCUGCUUUUCAAGGAACUGCACCUGAAACACGUAGAGAAUUUUCAAGUGUUAGUGAUCCAUUGACUGGAAAAUUAUAUAUUCAUGAUGGAGUACAUGAUAUAGGUAUUACUACUGGUAUUUUUUUUAAUGACUUUUUUAUUCUGGAUGGAAAUAAUUUAUCCUGGAGUCUAAUUGGAAAAACUGGUGCAAGUAUGCCACCUCCUAGGAUUGACCAUGUUGCUGUAUUGAUUGCUAAUGGAGUAAUUGUUUUUAUUGGUGGAAGAGACCACUCUAGUGUUACUGGUCAUAUAACUGCACUUUCAUUAUAUGAUACUAAAGCUGAUACUUGGGAUUUAAUGACUACAGUUGGUGGUCUAGACAUUGAAACCCGUGUUGGACAUACAGCUGUAUAUGCUACCAAUGGUCAAAUAAUAGUCUAUGGAGGAACUACACCUGAACAGGGUACAACACCUACUCCUGAAUUAAUUGUAUUAGACACAACUACAAAACCUUUUAAAUGGAUUACACCUCAAGUAACAUCAGAAUAG
This is a messenger RNA of Entrophospora candida, 872 nucleotides long. NCBI's taxonomy places the organism in Eukaryota, Fungi, Glomeromycota, Glomeromycetes, Entrophosporales, Entrophosporaceae. The record is from the annotation of a GenBank genome assembly.